Messenger RNA from Xenopus tropicalis (tropical clawed frog), 2057 nucleotides. It is a transcript of the gene blnk, whose product is annotated as B cell linker. Lineage: Eukaryota; Metazoa; Chordata; Amphibia; Anura; Pipidae. Bases 191 to 1834 code for a protein of 547 amino acids. The transcript is spliced from 22 exons. The record is from RefSeq and is a predicted model, not a curated record.
UCAUGUGACGAGAAGGAAACUCGAAACCUGAAUAUGUAAUCAGGCAAGUUUUACUUCUCAAACGAAAUGACUAUGUGCCAACACACACUACUCAGGGGAAAUCUGACAGAGACAGCGGGGAUUUCACAGGCUGUGAGCGACUGGCACCACAAGGAGCUGGCAAGCAGGGACCCUGGCUCACCUGUGGAACAUGGACACAUUCAAUAAGCUCUCAGCUCCAGCUGGGCACAAGUUCAGGCAACUUCAAAAGAUGGUUCAUGAUAUCAAGAAAAACGAAGGGGGACUCAUGCAAAAGAUCAAAAAGUUCCAAAAUGAUCAAGUGGCGUUAUUUUGCAAAACUGGCAAAGAAACUUGGGAUCGAAUAAAAAUCAAACCGCCACCGCCUCCGACAGUUCCACAGAGAGACUAUGUAUCAGGUGAAGUAGAGGAAGAGUUUGAUGAAUGGUCAGAUGAAACGGGGAGUGAGUAUGAAGAUCCAGAUCCACAGUCGGACUCGGAGACGUAUGUAGUGCCAGGGGAAGAAGAUGACAAUUAUGAGCCACCCCCUACAGAAUCCUUUAAGACUCUUCCUUCGUCUUUUGCUUUUAACUCUGCUGGAGGAGGAUAUGCAGAUAAACAAGGAAGCAGGCAACUACCCUCUAUACCAGAUCAAGCAAGCAAAACGCCUAUGAGGUUACAGCCAAAUGUGAACCAAACAUUCCCCAAGGUAUCGCCACCUUUGCCCAACCAGCGAUUGCACAAUGGAACAAAGUCACUACCUUUGCCCGUACCAAAGCCUCCUUUGCCAAAGCAACCGGUCGCUCCAAGACCCCAUGCAGUGUCUCAAAUCCAGCCUGCCAGCAAGAAGCCAAUGGCACCUCCAAAUAAAAAGUACAUGGAUGAGGAAGAGUAUAUUGUCCCGGGAGAGGAAGAGGACAACUAUAUCGAACCUACACAAGAUCCACCUUUGCCGCCUCCCGUUGUGAACAGAAAUAUAAAACCCGUUCCAUCAACACCUGGUAAAAAUCCUCACACAUCACAUACCCAAGCUGUGUAUGAGGUUCCUGAGAAUGAGCAGAAUCCACCUUCUCCUGUAAAAAGGAAUUCUCUACCUCUUCCAAGAAUCAAUUUAUCAUCAAAAGCUGAGCAAGAGUGUGAAGAUGAAUAUGAAGCAUGUGAUGAACCUGAUACUGUUGGCAACAGAAAAAACACACCGAACAUCCCGUCCCCAUUGCCAAGAAAAUCCAAACCACUUCCUGCAAGGCCGCCAAAGUCGGGCUUUACCCCUCGCGAUGUAAACAGCAAUACUGAAAGGCCCACCCCGGCAGAUCGCAACCGAACCCCAAGUCUUGGAUCAGAACUUCCUCUGUUGCCCCAUUCGGCUCAAAAAUUACCAAUCCCUCCACAUAAAGCCAACAUACUAAAACCCCCCGAAGUUUCAAAUCGUUAUGUGGUCAACCCAAGCCGUAAAAAUUCUCACAGUAGCCCAGAAGAGGAGGCGGGAGUGCUAAAUAAAGAUUGGUAUGCUGCAUCAUGUGAUCGGAAAACAGCAGAAGAAGCUCUGUAUGCAUCAUGCAAGGAUGGCUCUUACCUCGUACGGCAGAGUUCUGGGCAAGAUCCAAAGCAGCCGUACACGCUCGUGGUCUUUUACAACAGGAAAGUAUAUAAUAUACCGGUUCGGUUUAUUGAAGAAACGCGGCAAUUUGCGCUUGGAAGAGAGAAAAGUGGGGAAGAGAAAUUCAGCAGCGUUGCAGAGAUGAUUACAUGUCACCAGCGAAUGCCACUUGUUCUAAUCGACAGUCAGAACAACACAAAAGAUUCCACAAAACUGAAACAAGUGAUAAAAGUGCCAUAGGCUCCACGCGGCAGCGGGAUCUUUGCUCUCUCGGCCAAUGAAAGGCACAAACCAGCACACUGGCACCAUUCCACAGCAGAGAACCAUCUGUGUAUAUAUUUCUAAUUAUUAGGCAAUGGGCUUUCUGUGGUUGUUGCUUGAUAAAUGUCACUUUUCCUCACUGUAAAUAUUGUUAUAUUGUUUCCAGACAGUGCUCCGGCACAAUAAAACAAGAGAUCACAAA